Molecule: messenger RNA, 1056 nt
Organism: Adineta ricciae
Lineage: Eukaryota; Metazoa; Rotifera; Eurotatoria; Adinetida; Adinetidae
Source: the annotation of a GenBank genome assembly
AUGGCGUCUGUCGCAUUCCUUUUUCUUAUCAUCUCAUUUCUCUCUCUCAAAGAUCGAACUAUCGCAUUAGCCAGUUCUUCGUGUGUCUCCCAGAGCAAUAAUGUGGAAUUUACACUGUCGACAGCAUCUCAUUCUGCAUCCAAUCCAACAUCAAAGAUCUUAACGAAAGAUCAUUUAGUUUUAUUCAUUCGAUUUCUUCUACUAGGAUGGUCAAUGACUGCAUCUAUGAUUGUUGGACGAUAUGGUCAUACAGCAUCUACAUUGCUCGAUGGAAAAGUAUUAGUUACUGGUGGAUAUGGCAGUAGUGGUAAUCUGAAUAGUGCCGAACUGUAUGAUCCAUCGACAGAUGUUUGGACACAAACAGGAAAUAUGAAUGUUGCACGAUACCGCCAUACAGCAUCUACACUGCUCAAUGGAAAAGUAUUAGUUACUGGUGGAGCUGGCAGUAGUGGUUAUCUGAAUAGUGCUGAACUGUAUGAUCCAUCGACAGGUGUCUGGACACAAACAGGAAAUAUGAGCUUUGCACGAGAUCUACAUGCAGCAUCAACAUUGCUCGAUGGAAAAGUAUUAGUUACUGGUGGAUUUGGCAGUAGUGGUUAUCUGAAUAGUGCCGAACUGCAUGAUCCGUCGACAGGUGUCUGGACACAAACAGGAAAUAUGAAUGUUGCACGAGAUGUGCAUACAGCAUCUACAUUGCUCAAUGGAAAAGUAUUAGUUACUGGUGGAGCUGGCAGUAGUGGUUAUCUGAAUAGUGCCGAACUGUAUGAUCCAUCGACAGGUGUCUGGACACAAACAGGAAAUAUGAGCUUUGCACGAGAUCUACAUGCAGCAUCUACAUUGCUCGAUGGAAAAGUAUUAGUUACUGGUGGAUUUGGCAGUAGUGGUUAUCUGAAUAGUGCUGAACUGUAUGAUCCAUCGACAGGUGUUUGGACGCAAACAGGAAAUAUGAGUUUUGCACGAGAACUACAUACAGCAUCUACAUUGCUCGAUGGAAAAGUACUAGUUACUGGUGGAUAUAAUGGUACUAUUGCUUGGAAUAGUACCGAACUGUAUUGA